Molecule: messenger RNA, 1964 nt
Organism: Phasianus colchicus (ring-necked pheasant)
Lineage: Eukaryota; Metazoa; Chordata; Aves; Galliformes; Phasianidae
Gene: GTF2H3
Product: general transcription factor IIH subunit 3
Biological process (GO): regulation of DNA-templated transcription; nucleotide-excision repair
Cellular component (GO): transcription factor TFIIH core complex; transcription factor TFIIH holo complex
Source: RefSeq, a predicted model, not a curated record
GUGACGUCAUCGCUGUGCGCCGCCGUCGGCGGGAUGGGUGCGGACGAGGAGCUGAGCCUGCUGGUCAUCGUCAUCGACACCAACCCCAUCUGGUGGGGGAAGCGGGCGCAGGGGGAGGCUGAGUUCACCCUGUCGAAAUGUAUCGACGCAGCAAUGGUGCUGGGAAAUUCACACCUGUUCAUGAGUCGCACCAACAAACUUGCUGUGAUAGCGAGUCACACACAGGAAAGCCGUUUCUUGUACCCUGGGAAGCGUUGGGCUUCUGCAGAUCUCCUUGGAGAUGGUGGUAAUUCUGUGGAAUCAAAUUGUUCUGGCAGCAAGGAUGGAAAAUAUGAAUUGUUAACAGCGAUAAAUGAUGCAAUUGCAGAAGAGAUUAAAGACCUCAUGACAAAAACUGACAUGAUGGGGCAGCAAACAGAGACUCUACUAGCAGGGUCUCUUGCUAAAGCACUUUGUUACAUUAACAAGAUGAACAAAGAAGUGAAAGCCAAUCAGGAAAUGAAGUCAAGGAUUUUGGUCAUAAAAGCUGCAGAAGACAGUGCAUUACAAUAUAUGAAUUUCAUGAAUGUGAUCUUUGCAGCACAGAAACAGAGUAUUUUGAUUGAUGCUUGUGUCUUGGACUCUGAUUCAGGCCUUCUACAACAGGCUUGUGACAUUACAGGAGGUAUAUACUUGAAAGUGCCCCACCUGCCAUCCCUCCUGCAGUAUUUGUUGUGGGUAUUUCUCCCUGAUCAAGAGCAAAGAUCACAGCUUGUGCUUCCACCUCCUGUUCAUGUUGACUACAGAGCUGCAUGUUUCUGUCAUCGAAAUCUCAUUGAAAUUGGUUAUGUAUGCUCUGUGUGCUUGUCAAUAUUCUGCAACUUCAGUCCUAUUUGCAGUACAUGCGAGACUGCUUUCAAAAUAUCACUGCCACCUGUCAUGAAAGCUAAGAAGAAGAAAUUAAAGUUAGCUGUUUAACAAUGCAACUUAAACACACCAUUACCUCCUCCUGUAAUUCCAUGAAGUGGAACAUACUUGAGAAAUUGAUGACACUUUUUACAGGAUAUGAAAGAGAUCUGUAUGUGGUCUUACGGCUUUUUUUGUUAAAGCAUUUAAGUCAUGUUUUCUCUGUAGUAACAAAUCACUGUAUUAGCUUGUAAUCUGUGCUGGUUUAAAUACUGAUUAUGCAUUGUAAUUAGAACCAGAAGUUACAGGUUGUUAAGAUACAGAUCUUGCAAAGCUACAAGUAUUCUUGCUGCUGCAGUUUCAAACCUCCAAGUUAUUUUCAAAGACAAGAAAGCUUUGAUUGUUUUUAAUCACACGUUGGUGUAGAGGGAAGUUACAACCACUGCUGAUGUCUGAAUCUCAGCACUGCUAUUCAAGGAAUUCAGUGUUCUGUGAGCUUUCAGUGGCUGUAUGGGCACUGAAAUGGGGUCAGCUUCUGAAGAAGAAAGCCAAAUGUUUCAAGAUGGCUUAGAACACACCUUCCUGUUCAGGGUGUGAAUUCUCUGGCACAUACAGAUUCAUGUUGUCAUAUUCUUUUAUUCCCUUUGUGCUUCUCUUGAAUAGCUGCUCCUCAGCAGAUGAGUAUCACUGGAACAGUAAUAUGGAGGUACCCUUUCUAGGGGAGUUUUGAACAGAAGACCACAUUUAUGUGUAAGAAGGGGCUUAUUUUUGUAAAAUGACAUCACUAAAUGUACAUUAGGUGGUUAGACUUCAGUGCAGUGCUUUGAAACUGGAAAGGUUUUGGAUCAGUGUGUUUCGUAUUGGAGUAUGGGGAUGUAUGGUGAGCUUCCAUGUGCUGCUUUGGUUAAAAAGGCACAAAUUGAUCUCCUGUGUGCCACGUCCAGCUGUGCGUCUGCCUUCGGUCAGUGCUGUUCUCAUCAGAGCCCAUCCUCGUCGCCAGGAGCCAUUUUGUUAGAAGGCUGUAUCUAGAAUUCACUUUCUACAAAACCUUUUGAAAUAAAGGCAGCUCUUUUUACAAA